Molecule: messenger RNA, 3601 nt
Organism: Dermacentor andersoni
Lineage: Eukaryota; Metazoa; Arthropoda; Arachnida; Ixodida; Ixodidae
Product: F-box only protein 3-like
Cellular component (GO): cytoplasm
Molecular function (GO): protein binding
Source: RefSeq, a predicted model, not a curated record
GCAGCGUACUGUUUAUGUAUAAAAGCAUUUAAUCUUGUUGCAUGAGGUUGUUGUGGUCCUGCGCUUGUCCUGCGCUCACGCCCGGGCCCACGGCAACCUACUAAAUCGCCGCAAGGGGGAUCACUGUCGCCCCGUUGGAGCAAGUGGAAGCUCUGUGGAACUGCUGUAAUCAUGGAGGUCGUGGGUCUCCGGAGAACUCCAAAUCGGAUCAGCCUGGACGAUAUGCCGUGUGAAAUCCUCAUAAACAUAUGUUCCUAUCUGGACUACCAAGACCUGCUCCGGUGUAGCCGCCUGAGCCGUCGGCUUCGGGAUGUCUGUGCCCACGACCCCCACUGGCGCGGCCUGUGCUGGAAGUACUGGCUGGAGACAGAGUUACCAGAGGGCGCCACAUGGCGAUCGCACUUCCAGGAGCUGUACCGCGACCUACGGCGGUAUGUGCACUGCUAUGCGGCUAUGAAGGCCGCCUGGCAGAAGAUCAAAACCUUCAUGCAGCAGCACUGCCCGGUCAUCGCACAAUCCAUCAAGGGUAACGCCGGGACAACAGAGGAGCAGCUCGACGCAGCUGAGCGCAAGCUGGGUGUGCGCUUUCCAGACGACCUGCGGUGCUGCUACCGGAUCCACAAUGGGCAGCGGCUAGCUUCACCAGGGUUGAUGGGCAGCAUGAGCAUUCCGACGCACUACCGCUCGGAAUCUCUUUUGGACCUGGAGACAGCCAUCGCAGGAUUCCAGAGCAGGGAUGGCCUACAGGGCUGCAUGCCACUGACCUUCUGCCUACACUCGGGCCUCACCCAGUUCAUUGCGCUACACGACAUGGACGGCCACGCACCAGGGUGCGUCUUCUACCCAUCGCAGGACCUCACCCAGGGCGUGCGGGGGCACCCGCUUGACGCCUUCAUCACCGCCCGGUCCUUCGAAGAAUGGUUCACCGGUUAUGCCGACAUGCUGGAAAACAACGAGUUUGUGGUAGUCGACAACCAGCCCUAUAGGUUCUACCAUGUGCCAGGCUGCGAGCUGACGACGGACAACAUCACCGUCUCCGUGGCAACGUGCUUCAUGCCAGAGCUGAGCAGCGUGAAUCCCCCGCACUUCUUCCACACCUACCGGAUCACCAUGUCCAUGUCGGAAGAGGCGUCGGACCGCGAGAGCUGUCAGCUGGAGACCCGCCACUGGAUAAUCACCGACGAGAAUGGGCUGGAGGAACGUGUGGACGGCCGAGGCGUGGUGGGCGAGUAUCCCGUGAUGAGCCCCGGCGCCUACUUCUCGUGGGUGAGCUGCACCAGCCUGAGCACCACCUUCGGCAACAUGAAGGGGCACUUCGUCAUGCGCAACCUGCACACUGGCGAUAUGACCGAGGUUCACUGUCCUGUUUUCAACAUGAAGUGUCUACCGUACGUCACGUCAGCCGAGCGAGAAGCCAUCAAGCGGCAACGGGAUGCCGUCAAGAAGGCGCAGUGAUGCCCGCGGCCUCUCUUGUUGCCGUCUUUGAGUCAGCGUCACCGACGCUGUCUGCUCUUUCACGUCACCAGCGGCAUGGCCUGCAACGUUUCCUUAACACCAAGCUGCUCCUGCCUCAACAACCGCUGCGCUCUGGUUCAGUCGGGGAGCCACAAACUGAUUGUAGCGACCGUGGAAUUAACACUGGCUGCCUGGAGCAUAAAGACCGGGUGUCUCAGGCCGUCUGGUGCAUCGUGGCCGUGAUAGUCAGCUUGGUGAUGCAAUACCAAUAGGAUUUUUUCUUUUCCUUUUCUUUGUGUGCGUGUUUGCUUGGUUAUCUGCUUGUUGGGCCCAUGUGAUAGGUGCAUUGGCAUACAUUCUUUUUCCCCCUAAUUUGUGGGGUCUCAAGCGAUGCCGAGCAGCUGAGCCUGACACGCUUGGUGCCACAGGUUUCUGCAGCAGCAAUGAUUUUGGAGCAAUCGUUGUCAAGUGCCGUGUUGAUAAGAAGUGGUGACGUUUACGAACAGUUGUGGCCGCUGCCAAGCUGGUGUCACACACAAUGUUUUUCUUAAGCCGGUCUCUAGGAGACAGAAAGGACUUUCUGAGCAAUCAGUCUAGGCUUUUCUCUCUUUCCUUCUUUUUCUUUAUUUCGGGAAGAGGCUAUCUGCCCCACUAGUUUGGUCUGCUAAAAUUCCGAGUUCACGUCUUGCAAUAGAGACGUAAAGACAUUCUCGUUGCUUGCUACAGGUUUCGUUUUAGGUGAGAUGCGGUAUUGCAACUACAGCCUCGUAGAUUUUUGGUGGACAGUGUUACCUGGGUAGAUUUAUUACUAUUUAUUGCAAGUUUUGUCUGCAGACUUGCGAAACCUAAUGGUGCAAGUUUUUAUUUUUUGCCUCCUCCAUCGCUGCCAGUAGUGUGGGUGUUUUGUUUGAUCUUAAAGAGCUUUAGAGAGGUUGGUACAUUUCAUUCUGGUCCAUUGUAAAGCAACCUAGGAAUAUGUGCAAAUGAUUGAACAUGUUUGAUAUAUGCUGACAGCAUGAAUUCAAGUGCAAACGAGAGGAGAACGACUUUAAUGCUUUGUUGAAUUUUUCAGCUUUGCCUGCGCCUAUAACACCGGCUUUAUUCAAGUUCUAAAACAUAGGUUUCGGCCUGCAUCGUGGUUUGGAACUGGCCAUGGAGCAGUUGCAUGUUGCACGUUCACGUAGUCAUACAUAAUAGGUGCUUUUAUCAGUUUUUCGCUGUUCCCUAUUCGUUGACCGUACCGGCGUGGUCACUGCUAGUGGGAACACAGGGGCCCGUAAUAGCACUGCGCGGAGCUCUACCGCUGGCGCUUCUCUACCGCUUCUCCAAUCUCUACCACGUAUCACUUUGGUUGCAGCGCAGUCGCAAUCAAAGCUAUACGCAGAGCGCCCGGUGCGUCGUCUGCUGCAGUUCCAGAUUUUCUGCGCGUGCAUGGAGUGCUGACAACUCUGAGCCGCCACUGCGCGUGAUCGAGAUACCAAGGCACACGGCGAAGGGGAGGAACCAUAGCAGACGACGCAACUGGCCGGUCGCUUUGAUUGCACCCGCGCCGCAGAUACAAUCAGAUGCAGGUGCAAGACUUAGUGAGGCGCCAGUGGUGGCGCUCUGUGGAGCGGCGCAACGGGCUCCCGCGUUCCCGCUAGCAGUGGCUGUGCCUGUACAUGCCGAGAUUCACAGUUUUGUGCAGCGUCAGGAGACGGGCUGUGGUGACAAGGAUCAUUUCCUUGCUCGCAUUUCAAUUCGUGCAUUAUUUUGCCUCUGAAUUUAUUGCGUUAAUUAGUUUAAUGUUCUCAUUUCCUUAACCUUGAGUGCAUCCUGUGGGUGGUUCUCAUUGACCAUAAGGUAAGGGAUGCGCACGAAAUGUGUACAUAACUAGGAAGAACUAAGUCGGCUGUUUGUUGGACGUGCAACAUGCGAAAUGUGCGCCGGCAAUGAUUUUGCGUGUGCAAUGAUUGCCCGUGUUCUCGACGUUCCACUUUUUUCUUAAGUUAUGGCAGCUCCGGCUGUCCUCUCAACAACACCGUACAGGCAGUGUUUUCCGAGUGUUGAUGUGAACAACGCAGACACUCUUUUUUUUUACCUAUCCGUUCAUCAAGGGAAGUAAAUGUUGUAAAUACAUAAAAGUAAAUAAAGACAUCUGCAAUUA